Messenger RNA from Nannospalax galili (Upper Galilee mountains blind mole rat), 2121 nucleotides. It is a transcript of the gene Ms4a14, whose product is annotated as membrane spanning 4-domains A14. The record is from RefSeq and is a predicted model, not a curated record. NCBI's taxonomy places the organism in Eukaryota, Metazoa, Chordata, Mammalia, Rodentia, Spalacidae. The transcript is spliced from 8 exons. Gene Ontology annotation, cellular component: plasma membrane. Gene Ontology annotation, biological process: cell surface receptor signaling pathway.
AUGGAGUCACCGUCGGAGGAGAAAAGGACCCAUGUCUUCACUAUAGACUCAAAUGAAACUGUCUUGACUGCAUUUCCCUAACAUCAUGAGUAUGGCUGCAACAUCCACAUACUCACUCUCCUAACAGGGGAGCCAAAAGUUUUGGGGGCUAUCGAGAUUCUUCUUUCUCUGAUCAUCAUGGGACUUGGCGUUAUACUAGUAUUUAAUUACCUCUUUUACUCCAAAAACUUUCCCCUCAUGAUCCUCACAGGAUAUCCAUUCUGGGGAGCAUUCAUUUUUCUUCUCACAGGAUUUGUCACAAUAUUCAAUGACAAAUCAAAACAAAUUCUGGGACAAGGAGUCGUGAGCAUGAAUACCAUCAGUAUCCUGGCUGCCUUGGCUGGGACUGCUUUGAUCCUUAUCAGCUUUACACAACAACACAAAUUCUGCCAGAUGCCAUCCCUUGAAGGAACAUGUGUCAUAGGUAGAACACUUCUCCUUGGAAUUUUGUCAGUCUUACUAAUUGUCACCAUAGCAGAGCUCAGCAUCUCUGUGACUAUUGUAUUCUUUAGGAGCAAGUGCUGGACAAGUUCAAAUAAGGCUGUGUUUUUCUUUCCUUCGGAUAUUCAUCCAUACACUGAACAGCCUGCCCCAGAAGAUAAUGCUCAGUUACAAUUUGAGCUUCAAGGAAAAUCUCCCUUGGAUGAUACAACUUCAAGCAUGCAAGCCAUUUUCUUAGGAGGUUAUGCUUUCUUCAAGUUAAGAGUCUCAAGAAGUCCUUUAUUUCCUCCAAAUAUCCCACAGACAAGUAGUAAAGGUACAUCUUCUAUACACAUUCCAGAUGAAGAAGAGUGUAUUCAUCCACUUUUCAAAUCUGCAAGGGAAGAGACUGAGCUGUACCCUUUACCUCCCAUAGUAGAGCCAAGGUCUUCAGAAAAUAUUCUUACUCAGCAAAAUUCUAGAACGAAUCAGCUGAAGGAUAAGGACCUGGAAUCUGCUAUAUGGCAAACCUCUAAAAUGAAUGCCAAAUCACUUGAAGAUGAAAUCAUUUCAAUCCAACUUCUUAAAAGGCCAUCUUCACAUAAUCUGGCUUUGUUACCUGAUGAUUUAUCAUCCCAAACUCUAAUAGAAGCCCUGUCAACACAGGUCUUGCAGUCUAAACCCCCAUCAUCUUAUAUUUUAGAGUCUUUUGAUCUGACAAAUGAAGAUUUCCUCUCUCAAGAAAUAUCAUCUAAAGAAACUCCAUCCCAAGACAUACUAACUCAAGACAAAGUACCCCAAGAUACACCAUACCAAGACUCACUAACUCAAGAGGUACCGUCCCAAGAUACUCCAUCCCAAGACACACCAUACCAAGAAUCACCAUCUCAAGAUACUCCAUCCCAAGAUAUACCAUACCAAGACUCAUUAACUCAAGAGGUACCAUCCCAAGAAUUUCAAAUACAAAACACUCAACUUCAAAGUGAGCAAUCUUCAGAAAUAAUUUAUCAAGACAUCCAAACAGAAGUAAUGGAACUGACCCAAGAAUGGAAAGCUACUGAAGGCAAGAAAUCCUCGAGAAGAUUUUCCUUAGACCUGCAAGUCAAACAUGGGCAGUUCCCUCCAAAGAGACAUUCCUUAGACCUGCAACGCAAAGGUGAGCAGUUCCCAAGGAGAUAUUUCUUAGACAUACAAAGGAAAACUUCAAGACAGAAAUCUAUAGAUCAGCAAAUCAAAGGCUGGCUAGCCCCAAAGAAGCACACCACCACCCAGACACAAGAUGUAUAUACUCAAACCUCAGAGCAGUUCCCAUAUCAGCAAGAUAAAGAUCAGGAAGUCAAAGAGAAGGAGGUCCCAAUACAACAAUCCCAAGUUAGGUAAAAUGAAGACAAAAAAGCCAUUGAAGAAAAAUCUCCAGAGGAAGAGCCCAAAGAUCAGGAGGCUGACAAGGAGCAGCCCCCAGAGCGACGAGCUCAAGCUGGACUAGUUGAAGAGUGGCAGACCCAAGAGGAGAAAUCCCCAAAGACCCAGUCCCCAAACUGGCGAGUGGAAAGACAACCAGUGUUAGUAAUGAGAACUCCAAAGAAACUCUGUCAGGAUUGGGACUUCCAAAGCAAGGGAUACCAAGGCCUUCAAUCCCCAGAAAAGUCAUGUUCAUACUAG